GUGACCUCAUAAAGCAGAGGUUCCCAUCACGGGCCUUCUCUGCUGCUGCCUGGAAUGCAGAUGCAGAGAAAAGUCCCUAAGCAGAGAGUUUUUAGUUGGAUGAUAAAAGUGAGGAAUAAAUAUUAAAAACUUGGAAAAUGUCUAAGCCCGUUAAAGGGGACUCCGAAGUCUUUUCUAGUUCACUGUUUGAUUUUGCAUCAGGUGUGCUCUAUGAGAAAUACAGGAAAUUUAGGAGGAAAGAUGAAAAAUGUCAAGCAUUUGUGAAGAAAGUCAUAACAAGUCGUGUCUUUAAGAUAAUUAUGAUUAGCACCAUUUCAAUGAAUGCCUUUUUUAUGGUCUUAUGGACUAAUUAUGAAAUAAGAUACCGCUUGUUCAGACUUUUUGAGAUCUCAGAGGUGGUCUUUGUGUCCAUCUACACCUGUGAAUUCUUCAUGAAGGUCUACGUGGAUCCUGUCAGCUAUUGGAAAGAUGGCUAUAACCUGCUGGACGUGGUCAUCCUGAUCAUUAUCUUCAUCCCCUAUGUGCUCCGUGAGGUCAAGAGUAAACACUUCUAUCUCAACAUUGCUGAUGGCCUGCAGUCCCUGCGCAUCCUCAAGCUUAUCACCCAUACCCAAGCCAUCAGAACACUCAUCACCGCCGUGGGGCAGAUCGUCUACACUGUGGCCUCUGUGCUCAUCCUCUUCUUCAUCCUGUUGUACAUCUUCGCUAUCUUGGGCUUCUACUUGUUUGAAGUUCUGGAGAGCAGCGACAUGAACAUCUGGGGAAGCCUGGAAACAAUCUUCUUUACCCUUUUCAGCUUGGCCACGGUGGAAGGCUGGACAGAUGUUCAGGAGCAGCUGGAGAAGCACAAUUUUAUUGUGAGCCGAAUAUUCACCAUUGUGUUCAUCUUGCUUGCCUCGUUCAUCUUCCUCAGCGUGUUCGUGGGUGUCAUAAUCAUGCCAACCGAGGUCUCCAUCAAGAAGUUUAAGAAAGACCAGGUUCUGAAGAAGCGCAUAGAGGAGAAGAAGCAGAUGAUCCUGAAACGACAAAAGGAGGAGGUCAACAGGCAGAUGCAAAUCCGGAAAACUGAAACUGUUGAAAAGAGUCUCAGUGAUUUGAUGGAGAAGCUCAAGAAGACCCGGCCAGACACUCACCCCAUCGUCUUGGGUGAUUUCGGCAGUAGCUUGCUCUUCAUCGACAUAUACUUGUCCAUUUUGGACAAACAGGAUGCCACUGUCAAAGAGCUUCAAGAGCUGUACCAAAAGACCAUGCAGGUGCUGAGCCUGAUGCUCAAAGACCUGGCCCAGGAGAAGAGUUCUGAGUCCUUAGAAAACAUCUAUGAGAAGUAGAAGGGCAUGUGGGGAAGUACCCAGGCGCUGGAGUCCUUGCAGGCUGAAACGUUACCUAUUAAAUGCAGGAUUUUGCAACUGGC
Molecule: messenger RNA, 1411 nt
Organism: Cavia porcellus (domestic guinea pig)
Lineage: Eukaryota; Metazoa; Chordata; Mammalia; Rodentia; Caviidae
Gene: Catsper3
Product: cation channel sperm associated 3
Exons: 8
Coding region: 138-1328 (396 amino acids)
Biological process (GO): sodium ion transport; sperm capacitation; flagellated sperm motility
Cellular component (GO): CatSper complex; acrosomal vesicle; membrane
Molecular function (GO): voltage-gated calcium channel activity
Source: RefSeq, a predicted model, not a curated record